AAUGAAAGCUGGCAACAUCAUUUGGCCGUUUUCAGUUAUUACCCGCUCGAGGCAACGUUUUAUGUUUGUAUUUCAAUUUUAAAAACUAUUUUUUAUUCGAUGUGAAGUGAGAAUAUUGUGAAUAUUCGAAUUUUUAGCUCGCUUCCAUACAAACAAAAGCCUACUGGUACCCUCAACUUCAUUGCAUUUAAACUUACGUGUUGAAAAAAGUUUAGUUAUAACAAAAAAUUUCAAACUGGAAGAACUGUUGGUUCUAUGGUAACAAGUUGUGGCUGCUGGUCAGUUCAUAUUCCAGACAAUGGCGAUGCAUCGAGGUUCUUUUCUAGAUUCCGGGGCAAAUAGCGUGGACCGUAGGAUGCGUCCACGGCCGAACACACGCAUCAAUCUGGAAACAUUAAUGUGUGAUGAAAACCGGAAUUCUUCUGGGUCUUCCUCAUCCUCUCGAAGAAGUAGCUCUCCAAAUCAUACAGAUUUUUACGAAAAUAUACCGGAGUUGCCCGAAACACCUAAGGAUGAUGAAACAGUUAAAGUUUGUCUUCGACUAAGACCACAUUUGAAGAACAAACCUUACAAUGUGGCGUUCAGGAUACAUGAAAAUACGUUACUGGCAAGAACCGUUGACGAAACAUCUACGGAACGAAAGUAUACCUUCAGUGAAAUUUUCAAUGACAAUGUUUCACAAGCAGAAGUUUAUGAUCGUUGCAUCAAACCGGCAAUCAGAAAUAUUAUGGGAGAUCGUGGCGCUACAUUCCUGACUUACGGUACCUCAGGAUCUGGUAAGACGUACACCCUUCUUGGAAACAACAAAAAUCCCGGCAUUGUUCCCAGAGCUAUUGAGCAAAUUUUUCAGGAGCAUGCGAGCAUAAUUUCGCCACAACCCAGUUUGAAAAUAGAUAAAACUAUGAUUAGCUUUCUGGAUGACGACACCAUUUGCGAUGAAUUGCAAAAAGUGGAAACUUUGAAACAAAUCGUUCAGAAUGGAAACACUAAUCACUCCGAAAUGAAGUCUAUUAUCCAGAAGGAACACUCGUUCGGAACUGAAUGUGAUCCGAAUGUACGGGUUUUCAUAUGGGUGUCUUUUGUUGAAAUUUACAACGAGAAUGUUUACGAUUUGUUGGCUCUGGAAUCGAUACACGGAAAACGUAAACCUUUGAAGAUUUUGUCCAAUGAAGGGAACGCCUAUGUUAAGGAUUUAUCAUGGGUUUACGCUGGUAAUAGUGAAGAUGCAUACAGCAUUCUUCAAUUCGGCCUUCAAAGUGCUACAUAUGGAUCAACUGAUGUAAAUAGGCAUUCCAGUCGCUCGCACAGCAUUUUCUCAUUAACUAUAGUUUCAUACUCGGUUGCCACUCAACACAUCAAAUAUUCCGUCUAUAAAUUCUGUGAUCUCGCCGGGUCAGAGCGGUUUAAAAAGACUGGAACUGUUGGAGAACGAUUUAAAGAAGCCCAGAAGAUAAACACUUCGCUAAUGGUACUUGGUCGGUGUUUGGAGACGGUGCACAAAAACCAAAAAUCGAAAAAACUUGCCGAACUGGUUCCAGUUCGAGACUCAAAGCUCACAAUGUUCAUUCAAUCUGCACUAUUUGGCAAAGAGAAGCUAACUAUGUUAGUGAAUCUCUAUCCAACGGAGGAAUUUUAUGACGAGAAUCUAAAUGUUCUGAACUUUUCGUCGAUAGCCAAGCAAAUUGUUUUGCAGAGAAAACCAACGAGGAAAAACGAUCGUACCACGCGUUACUCAUUCUUUUUGGCACAAGCAGUUAGCAGCCCAUCCUCCAAGAUUGGCAAUCCUUUUAUGCUCGAGAACGAAAGACUCAAACAAGAGAUUUCAGUAUACAAAGAGCAGAUUGCAGAGAAGGGUAUGGAGGUUCAGCUUUUGAAGCGAGAAUUACUCGAACAGGAGCUUCAAUUGCGCAAUGAGCUAACGGAUGACUUUGAAUCUUAUAUCGCUGAGCGCGAAGAAACCUUCAAAACGCGUUUGAAGCAAGCCCAGGAGGCCUCUAUUUUACCCUACAAAUUUCAGAUUAGUAACUUGAAUGCCAAAAUAGAGCAUCUAAGGAACGUGAUCACUGAUAUGGAAUUUGAGGAAGAUGAAUAUGAGAAAAAAAUCAAAGCGUAUGAAGAACAAUUGAGUAAAGUUCGUCAAAAGGAGAGUAGAAAUAGAAGAUUGUCGCUGUGAUUUGUAUUGAAACAUUUUUUUUAUUUACCACAAAUAUAACAUUCUAGCGAAAUCGCUUA
Molecule: messenger RNA, 2232 nt
Organism: Toxorhynchites rutilus septentrionalis
Lineage: Eukaryota; Metazoa; Arthropoda; Insecta; Diptera; Culicidae
Gene: sub
Product: kinesin-like protein subito
Exons: 5
Coding region: 299-2173 (624 amino acids)
Biological process (GO): microtubule-based movement
Cellular component (GO): microtubule; nucleus; kinesin complex
Molecular function (GO): microtubule binding; ATP hydrolysis activity; ATP binding
Source: RefSeq, a predicted model, not a curated record